Penicillium pulvis is the source of this 894-nucleotide messenger RNA. RefSeq lists its product as uncharacterized. The record is from RefSeq and is a predicted model, not a curated record. The transcript is spliced from 2 exons. The coding region runs from base 1 to 894 and encodes 297 amino acids. NCBI's taxonomy places the organism in Eukaryota, Fungi, Ascomycota, Eurotiomycetes, Eurotiales, Aspergillaceae.
AUGUCUUUCUACCCAGAAGGCUGGACGCAUGGCCGGCUCCUCAACGCCAGCGGAGAAGACCUUAUGGCUCUCUCAGAAACUCAACGCACCACUCUCUUCGACGGUCUGAAAGCCACUCACGGUGAAGAUGGUUUCCGCGAAAUAUUGCAGGAAAUGAGUCGCCGCUACCGGGCCCGAGUUGAGGCCGCUAAGUCAGAGGAAACCAAGCAGCAAGAGCGGGAGCUCCUCGCACCUUUUGUCCAGACCCUAAAUUCUGUCUUUCGAAGCGCAGAGACUAAGGACUGGGGGAAAUGGGGAUUUGUGGUGUUUCGUACGACUCCCUAUGGGGGUGAGUAUGAGACGCAGUGGGCGGAAUUUCGAAGACGGUGGGAUGCGGUGAUCGAGGAGGGUUUGGCCCUGCAUCGGGGCUCGUUGCCUAGGGUGGACCGAGCGAUUGAUCUAUUGGAGUUUCAGUGGGUGGAACAGCCCGAAUUAGAGGGGGCAGAUGUAGCGGAUGUGGCCAGGCGCUUCAAUGAAAUGGCCUUACCACAGGGACUCGCCACUUCCGCUUGUCUGAUGGUAACACCAGCCUCUAUGGAGUCUGUUCUAUCCUCAUCAAUUCCUUCAUCUGUGCCGCGCUGUGAGCGCCAAAGGAUUCCUUUUGUUGUUUCGGUAUCCCAGGGAGCGAGUGCCCCGCGUCUUCCACAUUUGCCAGGCCUAGGUGGUGAGGAUGUGGCCGGCGCUGAAUUCAAGGGGCAUCUUAAUGUGGCCGUGGAGACCGUUCUGCAAGAGUUUUACCCGAUUGUCGCAUUGCAAAUAAUGGAUCUACAUACACUAACAACGAAAUUCCGUCAUGAUAAUGACAUUUGGUGUUCGAGUGAUCGGUGGGGGAUACACUAUUACGAGGAAUCAUGA